AAAAAGGGGUAUUUGAUAGUUGAGGUGCAUAUAGACUGAAGUUAUGUGAGGAAUUUGGUCUGAGCGGUGAAGUAGCUCAUCGGCGGCGGCUCUAUUGGAUGGUGAACGAGAACGGCGUAUGACAAAUCCUCUGUUUGGAGGUUUUCGAAGACUUGCCUUACUUUCACUUAGCAAGCCUUUCUUCUCUUCUUCUACCUUUUCUAGGCAUUUAAGUUUGUCCAAUUUAGUUAGACCAAUUCUUGGAAAUCCAGAAAAGUUUUUGAACUUGUCAAGGUUAGUGCUUAAGGAGAGGUUAAUCCAACAAAACCCCUGUUGGGAAUCAAGGAACUUUAGUCAUGGAAGAUUGGAUUUUGUGAUGACAAGAGAUGGGAAACUAAAGUUUGAGGAACAUGAAGUGGAGGCACCAAAGACGGAGAAAUGGAAGACAAAGAAGAAGCUGAAGCUGCAAAGGAAGAGGGAGAAGAAGAAGAGAAAAGCUGCCAACAAAAGAGAUCCGAGAAGACUUGGUGUUCAGGGGAAGAAGAAGAAGCAGAAGUUUGACACUGCUGAAGAAAGAAUCAAACAGAAGAUUGAAAAUGCAAAAGUCAAAGAAGCUAUGCUAAUUGAGAGACUAAAGAGAUAUGAGGUUACCAAAGUUCAAGGUCCCGAGGUUAAGCCGCAUUUUCUCACUGGUGAAGAACGAUUCUAUAUUAAAAAGAUGGCACAAAAAAAGUCUAAUUAUGUGCCUAUUGGCAAAAGGGGAGUCUUUGGAGGUGUUAUUCUUAAUAUGCAUCUACAUUGGAAAAGACAUGAAACUGUCAAAGUCAUAUGCAAACCCUGCAAACCUGGUCAAAUUCAAGAAUAUGUUGAUGAAAUUGCAAGACUGAGUGGUGGCAUUCCGAUUCAGAUAAUUGCAAAUGAUACCAUCGUUUUUUACCGAGGAAGGGAAUAUGUGCAGCCUGAAAUUAUGUAUCCUAUUGAUACACUAUCGAAGAAGAGGGCGUUGGAAAAAUCAAAAUACGAGCAAUCGCUAGAGUCUGUGAGACAUUUCAUUGCCAUUGCUGAGAAGGAACUUGCACUCUACUAUAGACAUGUUGCCCUAUACGAUGACCCAAAUAAUCGGAGUGCUUACUCCAUCCUUGCUGAUUCAUGUAGUACAAGAGAAAAACGAAAUGAUGAAAUAGGAGAGGAGAACUAUUCAGCAGACGAAUCUAUUUCCUUGGAUCUCGAGUUACCUCAAAUUGAUGAUUAUUGCUCGGAUGAUAAACAAUCUUUAAGCGAAUAUGAAUUUGAGGAUACUGAUGAAUCAAGUAGUGAUGAGUUGGAUUCUGGGGAGGAGGAAACUAGUAAUUACUGCGGUAGCAUAUGGGGAAAUUAUUGAAUAUUGAGACUUGAAAUAAUGUGGUUUUAAUUCUUGAUCUGAUAAUUGAGGGAUUGGAAUAGAAUAGACUUUUUCAAUUCUAAAUCUUCUGUUUGGUUAUCGUGAAAUUGGCACAAAAACUAGAACUUGAUCUUUAAUUUUUUAACCCAAGAUAGAUCAUAUUUCUUAUGUCAAUAUUUCUAUUUUCA
Solanum pennellii is the source of this 1548-nucleotide messenger RNA. RefSeq lists its product as uncharacterized. NCBI's taxonomy places the organism in Eukaryota, Viridiplantae, Streptophyta, Magnoliopsida, Solanales, Solanaceae. Gene Ontology annotation, molecular function: RNA binding. The coding region runs from base 119 to 1360 and encodes 413 amino acids. The record is from RefSeq and is a predicted model, not a curated record. The transcript has 4 exons.